Messenger RNA from Pneumocystis carinii B80, 878 nucleotides. RefSeq lists its product as hypothetical. The record is from RefSeq and is a predicted model, not a curated record. Bases 38 to 832 code for a protein of 264 amino acids. Lineage: Eukaryota; Fungi; Ascomycota; Pneumocystomycetes; Pneumocystales; Pneumocystaceae. The transcript has 3 exons. Gene Ontology annotation, cellular component: nucleolus. Gene Ontology annotation, biological process: maturation of SSU-rRNA from tricistronic rRNA transcript (SSU-rRNA, 5.8S rRNA, LSU-rRNA).
UUUAUUCUUAUAGCUUUAUUGGUAUUUAUUUUUGAAGAUGAAUAGAAUGGAUGAAGUCAAUAUAUCUAAAAAAACAGAAAAUAUUGCUUUAAAAUGUCUAAAAAAGAGUUUUGAAGAUCAGUUUGGGAGUGUUUGUAAGUUUUUUGAAGUAAAAAGUGAAGAAAAAAAAUUGUGUCAAGUGCCAAAAUUAUCAGAAAAAAUACAAGACAAUGUUAUAAAACAAAAUGGAAAUUCUGAGGAAUUUCCUGAAGUUAUUAAUUUUAUUGAGAAAAAGGCAAAAUCAAGUAAAAAUACAGAAUUUCAUUCUUUUAUGUCGUCUAAAUUGCCAAAUUUUUAUGAAAAAAGAAAGUCUAUUAAAGAAGUAGAUAAAAGGCAGGAUUUGGAUUAUAAACAAUUAAAAAAUGAUAUUGCUUUACAAAGAUUAUUAAGGGAAUGUCAUUUGUUAAAGAAGGGAUCAGAUAGUUCUACAUUUUCUCUUGAACCUGUUGGAAAACAAAGACAUAAAAUUAUUGAAAAUAGAAUUAAAUUAUUAGGUGGCAAAGAAAUUAAAGAAAAAAUUCCUUUCAAAAUAAGAUUAGGGAUGAAACUUAAAGCAAAAAUUAGAAGUGAUAUUGCUAAGAAAAAAGCUAAAGAAUCUGGUCUUGUUAGAGCACUUCCUGCACCUAAAUCUAAAGCGAAACAUAAACGAAAUUAUGGGUUAAAUGAAAUUAGGAUUGGGAAAUAUCAUAAAGGAAUGAUUACAUUAAGUGAGAAGGAUAUAAGGAAAACUAUAUCUACACCUGUACUUAAUAAAAAAAAUAAGAAGCGUGGAAAUAAUAGGAAAUUUGUUUAAUAUUAUAGGAGGGUUUUAUUGAUAUUUUUUGUAAUGUUUUUUGAUU